Molecule: messenger RNA, 759 nt
Organism: Babesia ovata
Lineage: Eukaryota; Apicomplexa; Aconoidasida; Piroplasmida; Babesiidae
Exons: 1
Coding region: 1-759 (252 amino acids)
Source: RefSeq, a predicted model, not a curated record
AUGGUGUACAAUUCGUUGACCGAGGCACCUCGCAACCUCAAGGAGUGCAUCGACUGGUUGAUAGCCCUGAAGGGAACUUCUAAAUUUAACACGCAGGCUUUAGGUUUCGCAGUUCACAGAAUUCUCGCGGACACUUCCGUUGGGUUGUUGCGCGUGCCAGCUAUAGAGAAAGUUAAACGUGUUUCUAAAGAAUUCCUGGAGCAAAAAGAACUUAAAGGGCGGCCGUACGUAAAAAACCUACUGAGUAGAUUCAGGGAGCCUAUGAAUAAAACCGAUUCUAUGGGUUUUAGGGGCAUUUGGAGUGAUCACCUGAGCGAUUAUGAGAACGUCCUAAAGGAGGAUGGCGUAAAGCCAGACGACAUGGCAAAGAACGUAACUCAUGUUGUAUCUAAUUGCGAGAGUUUCUUGAAACGCAUCCAAAACCCCCACCUGUAUAAGUCUGCUUACAGCUCACAAGCGACGUGGGAUGCGUCAUGCGCGAAAAACCCGGACGCUUGCGCAGCAGUCCUCGUGGGGUUUGCGCCUAUGUUAUGGGUAGGCCUGGUGUCUUUGUGGGAUGUGAUCAAUGAUGACACCGCGGCAGGUGCAGCGCCUGAUGCGGAUAAUAGUUUGGCAAGUGUAUUGAAAGCCCUGGGUUACGUAGAACCGGAAUGCCGCUUUGGAAUGUGCGCUUCAGAUGUCCGCCAGGCGUUGCGCGUUAUGCAUAAAGAUGUAUUGGAAACAAUCUACGACCUCGCUGGAUUCUGGGCCUUCUAUUGA